AUGCCUCGUCUAAUCCCGCUGUCUGAAGAAGUUAAGAGUCUUCUUCAGUAUCCCCCUUAUUGGGAAAAAGAUCAUAAUCUGUGGGACGUCCUUGAUUGGGACAUGUUCUUCAUCAGCAAAUUUCCUUUCGGCACCAUCCAACAAUCUCACUCAGCAUUGUCAAGCGAACUUGAGCUGAUUAUAAAAAAAAUUCCAAAAGGCUGCAGGAAUCGCAAGGCGUUGUCAAUCCUCAAAUGUAUUAAGCUCCAAAUAGAGGGCAUGGUGCUACGCCCUGCGACCGCGGUCGGAUUCCGGGUUUUUCUGCGGUCUACCUGGAUGGGGAAGAAGAAUGUUGCGGCUCAGGUUCUUGAAAAGAACCGACCCCUACAUGCACCUGUCGCUUUGUAUUGGAGCUGUCUAGUCACACUCUGCGACUGCGGUCGAGCGACUUUUGUCGCAAAGGGCAAUACUGCGGCUUGCCCGAAGUGGGAACGCGGUGAUGAUAGGCUUGUAAACUUUUGGCAGACUCACUCUCGAAAAUUAGCUAAUUUAGCCAUAGAUAACCGAAUCAGUGAGGAAUUGAUUACGAAUGCUGCGAUGUCUGCUACAGCUAGCAAGGCACGGAAGCUUUAUAAUCAAUCGAAAAAUCGUGAAGAUCCCCUUGUUGCAUCAUCUUCUAAACGAAAACUUGCAGACUCGGUUGAUGAGGUUCUAUCAGAAUGUGAAUCAUUGGAUUUAGAAAGUGCGGAUGCCAAAGGAGUUCAGUUUGAUGAACCCACGGAAGCGCGAUUGGACAGCAUGUCAGAGAAAACGGACCAGAGCUUUAUCGAUGAAAACGAUAUAGCUGAGUUUGAGAACGUAACUCGGCUCAAUAGCGAGGAACAUCAAGCAUCCAGUGGAGAUGAUAUUGAUUGGGAAGACAUCAAAAGUCGCAUUGAUAAAUAUCGUGAAACCAUUAAGCAGGAUAAGAAACUUUACAAUCCUUUAUAUUACUAUAUAAUAGACCACUCAAAGCAGCAUAUACCAACCAACGAGCUGCUUCAGACAGAGCUUCCUAAAAUUGGUAGACAGCUUUCCGUUGAUUUCAAUAUUCAAGAUAAUGCUUUAUCAGAAGAUGAAGGCGAAUUCCUGGAUCAGUUAUUAGAUUCUGACGAUCUAGAGACUAUUAAACUUCGAAAACCAUCAGAUAAGGAAAUCAAAAACUUGGUACGGACGCUGAAAGAAAACCACGCUCGGCGCCGUGGUUGUUUGUCCGAGAUUCAUCACACUAUUAGGACUUUGAUUCCGUUUGUUGAUGCUACGAUGGAUUUGCCAGGGCCAAGACCUUAUCAAGUUGAAUGGGGGGAACACGUAUUACAAGCGUGUACAGAACGACGAAAUGAGAAUCGUGACCCUCAAUUAAAUUCGAGAGUGGGCUUGAAAUGCGAUUGCAGGAUUGUGUGUACAACAGCAUCAUGGAAAGCCGAAAUUGGAGUCGGUGAAGUUUCUGGAGGUCUACCAGAAUGUAAUCAUGUUAAAUCAUGGGAAGACAAGGUCAAAUUGGCCAUCGAACUCCGGGACAUGUUAAUGCACAUACGCCGCCGUUUAAACAUUGAAGUUCCUGUCUUUGGCUGGCAGCUGCGUGGGUUUCGGCUAAAAUUGUACGCCAUGUCCUCACUCAAAGGCUUUUUCCAUAUGCAACUCAUUCAUGAGAUAGACCUCCCAAGUGGCGAGGACGAUCUUUAUCUUGUAGAAGACGGUGUUCAAGCGUUUCGUUCAUUUAAUCUAAAGAUGGAGGAGACCGCCAAACAUAUCAGAGAACUCGUGAGAACCAAGAUCAAGUUCCAGCGGAAACAAAGGGCUAGCGUUUUAAAUCCGAGAGUUCAGCGUUGUGUGACACCGCCAUUAUCGGGACAGUUACCCAUUGUGGCGACGCCGGCGCCUAAAAAACAACGCAAGAAUGGGGAAGUCGCUGAUGAUAUUGGGUUGAAUUAG
Molecule: messenger RNA, 1953 nt
Organism: Paraglomus brasilianum
Lineage: Eukaryota; Fungi; Glomeromycota; Glomeromycetes; Paraglomerales; Paraglomeraceae
Source: the annotation of a GenBank genome assembly